This is a messenger RNA of Microtus oregoni (creeping vole), 1551 nucleotides long. RefSeq names its product serine incorporator 4 (gene Serinc4). Lineage: Eukaryota; Metazoa; Chordata; Mammalia; Rodentia; Cricetidae. The record is from RefSeq and is a predicted model, not a curated record. Gene Ontology annotation, cellular component: membrane.
AUGAUAGGUGCAAAAACCGUCCCCGGCCGAAGCACCACCCUGGGCCUUGCACAGCAGCAUGAUGGAGUCGGCGAUGUCACAGCGAAAAACCCCUUUUAUCAGGUGUCCUGCUGUGGGCCUGUUUCCUGGACCAGCUGCUGCCACUCUAGGUGGCCCUCUCUCACAGAGUCUUCUUGUAGCCGCCUGCUCUACAUCCUUCUCCACUUGGGGGCCUCAGCUAUCUGCUGCCUCCUGCUGUCUAGGACAGUGGUAGAAAGGGUCUGGGGCAAAGCACAUGGGAUCCAGAUGCCCUCAGUGCUGUGUGCCCACCUGUUUGGCAACUUGGACUGUCCAGUGCUCAGUGGCUCUGGGGCUGUGUAUCGAGUAUGUGCAGGAACUGCCACUUUCCACCUGCUGCAGGCUGUGCUGCUAGUCCGCCUCCACUCCCCCACCAGCCCACGUGCACAGCUGCAUAACAGCUUCUGGAGCUUCAAGUUGUUGUUCCUGUUAGUUCUCUGGACUGUUGCCUUCUGUAUCCCUGAUGAGCAUCUCUUCCCAGCCUGGCAUUAUAUUGGCAUCUGUGGAGGCUUCACAUUCAUCCUAUUACAGCUGGUGCUUAUCACAGCCUUUGCCCACUCAUGGAACAAGAAUUGGCAGACUGGCGCAGCCCAAGACUGUACCUGGCUCCUAGCUGUAUUACUGACUACCCUAGGAUUCUACAGUGUGGCAGGUGUGGGAGCUUUGCUACUGUUCCACCACUAUACACACCCUGAUGGCUGCCUGCUCAACAAGAUAAUACUCAGCCUACAUCUUUGCUUCUGUGGCCUCCUUUCUUUCCUCUCCAUCGCACCUUGCAUCCGCCUCAAGCACCCAAGCUCUGGCCUUCUACAAGCCUCUAUCAUCAGCUGCUAUAUCAUAUAUCUGACCUUCUCUGCACUGUCCAGCCGCCCCCCAGAGACAAUAACCUUUCAGGGACAGAAUCACACCUUGUGCCUGCCUGGCCAGAAUAAAAUGGAAUCACGAAUACCAGACACCUCGGUAGCAGUGUUGAGUGCGGGCAUCAUGUAUGCCUGUGUGCUUUUUGCUUGCAACGAGGCUUCCUACCUGGCUGAGUUAUUUGGACCCCUGUGGAUCAUCAAGGUUUACAAUCAUGAGUUCCAGAAGCCCUCACUCUGUUUCUGCUGCCCCCAAACAGUGGAACUAGAGGAUGGGCAAAGUUGCAGAGUCAGACCAACUGGCCAAGAGAGCCCAGCAGCCGCCCAGGUGCAGCGCCAGCAUCUUCCCUACAGCUACUCUGCCUUCCACUUCACCUUCGUUCUUGCCUCACUCUAUGUCAUGGUUACCCUUACCAACUGGUUCAGUUAUGAGGGAGCAGAACUGGAGACCUUCACUAAAGGUAGCUGGGCUACCUUCUGGGUCAAAGUUGCCUCAUGCUGGGCCUGUGUACUCCUCUCUAUGGGGCUGCUCCUGGCACCACUGUUGGCUCCCCACUAAGAAUCACCACCACCCUGGUACCUUCAGGCAACACUGCCAUCACGUCAGUACUGCAAGCUCUGGGAGUCAUCUGGCUGA